Messenger RNA from Calidris pugnax (ruff), 3583 nucleotides. It is a transcript of the gene NATD1, whose product is annotated as N-acetyltransferase domain containing 1. Bases 1 to 246 code for a protein of 81 amino acids. Lineage: Eukaryota; Metazoa; Chordata; Aves; Charadriiformes; Scolopacidae. The record is from RefSeq and is a predicted model, not a curated record. The transcript is spliced from 3 exons.
AUGACGGCAGGUUGCCAUGACAAGGCGGUGCUGCUCUACGAGUACGUGGGGAAGCGGAUCGUGGACUUGCAGCACACGGAAGUACCGGAUGCUUAUCGAGGGAGAGGAAUAGCCAAGCACCUGGCGAAGGCAGCUCUGGACUUUGUGGUGGAGGAGGACCUGAAAGCUCACCUGACGUGUUGGUACAUUCAGAAAUACGUCAAGGAGAACCCACUGCCGCAGUACCUGGAACACUUGCAGCCUUAAGGCAGGACUGCUCUGACACCAGCGCGCCUGUCCCUGACUGUUCAACGCGGCCUUCGCUUCUCUGCGGUCUCAGGAAACCCCCCUCCCAUGCUCACAAUUCCCAUUUUUUUUUUAAAGCUCAUCCAUGUGGUGCAUGAGUGUGGGCACCUCCUCCUCUCUGCCCAUGGGUGAGCAUGGCUACGGCCCUCAGGCCAGGCUGGCCGUGGGCACACACGGUGCCCCCCGGUGCUCUUCUUCCCAAGCCACGGAGUGGAAGAGGAUGAUUUUUCCACCAAACUCCAUCACAAGACCAGGGGAUGACUUGUGCUGCGCCUUUUUCUCUCCCCUCUGCUGGGUGCCAGCUGUGAACUUGCUAGGGGAUGUUGGUUAGGGGUGGUUGCGGGCUACCAGCCCCCCUUUCCUCCCAGCAGCUGGGGGAGAUGCUGUGGAUUAAGCUUUGUGGGACAGAGGGAGAUGCUGGAGGAGCCUCAGCCCCCUGGCAGGUUCAUCCCUUGUGGCAUCUGCUGGGCACCAAGCCUUGCCCAAACCCACUUGGGGCACAGGUGAGAACAUGUGGGACGUGGUGGUGCCUCAGGGGCUGUGCUGCACUGGCUGUGGAGAUGCUGGGAUGGUGACACCUUCGAGCCUAGAGACAGGAGCCAUGCGAGGAGUGGGCUUUGGCCACGGGGGCCACAGCAGAGCAUAUGCAAUGUGAGCACACAGAGGAAGAAAGGCAGCUGAGUUGCAGAAGAUGCUCCCUGGAGAUGCCAGCUCCUGCCCAGCCUUCUGUACAUAGUCCUGGCGUGGCAUCCCCGCAGAGUCGCCAUCGUUCCUGUCUCCGAUUCCUGCUCUUGGUGUUGUCUGUGCUGGUGUGGACACAGCCUGCUCAGGAGAAGAGCACCAGCCCCAAGGGCCAGCCCUGGCCUAAGCAAUGAGGGGACAUCCCGUGCUUUUGCAGGCACCAAGGUGGCUUUCUGCAGCUGAAGAGGAAGGCUCCCCCCAUCUCCCUCGACUGCACCCCUGUCUGCACCCCAGAUCAUAAGGCCUGAGCCAUCAUCGCAUCCUGAGAGCAAUGAGGGUAAGGCCUCCAGGACCUGGUCCUGGCCCAUCUCCAGGGCUUCAUGCUAGAGCCACCUGCCUCCAUGUGGAUGCUGAUCCUUAUGGCCUUUGGAAAGAAGCCCCAGCUCAGGGCACGACCCGUCUGCUCACUGGCCUCCGAGCCCUGGGUGCUGGCAGCAGCAGGGCUGAACACCCUCACGUUGCGCUGUUACCUCUGCGGGUGAUGACCCCGUAGCACAGCUCAGCGUUGCCACAGUCAGAUGUAGAGGUAACACCGUGACGGCAGGGCGCUGCCUGGCUCCAGCUUGCUGCCUGUCCUGCCUCACCCAGGCUUUCCAGGGCCCGAGCUGGACCCCAGAGCAUCUCCCCACCAAGCUCUCAAGAUUUUGCAGUGUCCCAGGGCUGGGCUGAGGUGGAGGAGAUGGUGCUCCUGGCACACCAGCCACUGGGGGCCGCAGCCAGGCAGAACGAGCUAAAGAGCCUUUCACCUGGAGGCCAAAUCCAGACCUACCUUAUCUCAGCAGGGACUAAAGUUUACAAUCUGUGCCACGGACCGAGUGAAGCCCCGGCCAAGGGGCAGCUCAACCCUCUCCUGCAGCCCAGUGCAAAGUCCACAGAGGCAAAGGCAAAAGUUCCUGCAACCGUCUCUCCUGGAUGGGUUGGUCAGAGAUGGAGACCCUGCGCCUGAUCUCAGCCAGGAACACCCUGAGAUGUUCCUCCUGGCCACUGGCUCGAGGUGAAGCCCUGCUGCCUGCCUGUGCUUUGUGGCUGCCCACCACCAACAUAACACAGUCCUCUGCCUACAGGCUUGAGUAAAACCUCCCAAACUCCAUCCCUGCCACACCGCAGGCUGUGAGACCCCUGCCUGGGGAGGGACUUGUGCCUGGUGGCAGACCCAUCUCCAGCUUGUGCUGCUCAGGAAAAGCAUCAGGCUCAGCCCUGCCACUGCCUCAUGUUCCUGCCCUCUUGCUGCCUAUUUCAGCCUGGCUGCGAGCUUCUGGAUGGUUUAGAGGGACUGGGAAAGGAUCACAGGUAAACAACUAAAGAAAAGGGGUUCAGGAAGAAAUCUGGGCUGCCAAAUGUUCACUCUUUAACAUGCAAAAAACACUUCAACGUCUAGUUCCAGGAGCAAGUCUGGCACUGUUAUAGCCAAGUGAUAACAGAACCGUCCCUGCUCUUGGUCCCAAAGUGAAGCUGAACUGUCUCCUCUCCUGCAAGCCAAGAUAAGACACCGUUGUAUCUUUGUCACAGCAGGGCUGGGUGCUUGGAAGAGGUGUGUGCCUGGUUGCCUCAUGGGAGCAAUAGCGUGAGCCCAGCGCUGCGAGCCUCUGCCCUGGUUUUGUGCUCAUCUCCACUGUGUGACAGAUCCCAGGAGUACCUCAUCGUGUCUGCUGCAUGAGAGCAGCUCGUGGAGGGUGUGCUGGGGUCGCUGCACCAGCACCGUCCCAGUGUCCAAACCCGGCCCUGGAGCCCUUCAUGCUGCUCUGGCAAGAACCUCGUGCUUCCCAGCUCUGGAUCACAAGUGGCAACUGCUGCCUUAAAUCAGGCACAGCACACAGUUUUGCUGCUGCUUCCCUUCGAGGUGCUACAAUCCCUCUGGUGUCUGACCCGACGGAGACGUGUGCCAGUGUCCGUGCCAACCGUUUCACUGCUGUACCUCCGCCCUGGCCUUCCCUUCCCUGCGGUCUUUGAAUAGCAAAAUUCUUCAUCAAUCAAUAGCAAUACCCACAGGUCACCAGUCAUGCCACGGUCCACAGUGCUCCUGUGAUCUGGCACUGCUGGGCAGGAGAUGGCAUGGGGUCCCUCGGCAUUGGGCAGCCCUUCUUCCUCUCUCUUCACCAGCUGCCCUUUCUCAGCUUGUCUCUGCAGGAUGGAGCUUUGAGUCCUGUGUUGCUCCUUGGUGCUGACUAAGCCUGGAGGAGUUGGGGAUCUUGGACUCUCUCCAGCAACAGCUGUGUGGAAGUGGUUUGGUUGAAUAUUGAGGUCCCCCGAGCCCAUUUGAACUACAGACCUGGGUGGUUGGGGAAAUGCAGAUUGCUGUCAAACCUGCUUCCACAUCGCCCGACUUGAAACACCCCCCUCCCUCGUCCCCUUUCCAGAGUUGUCUUCCUCUGUCCAAGGUUUCCAUUCUGUUGAAUUCAGUGGUUACGAUGUGCCUUUCCUUCUCAGGACCUGUUACAAACGACCUUUCUGCUUUUGUUUAUGUCUAACAUUUAUCUUUAUCCCUCUCUCUUGUCAUACUAUAAAACAUGAACAUAUUGCAUGGAAUACAAUACAAUAAAAAGUGUGGCUUAACUGA